CCCCCGCCCCAGUCCAAGCAGGUAUAAUGCCACUUCCCCAGGCCAUAGAGACCCAGGACGACCAGAGAAGAGCCACCAUGUCCCCCUGGAGUGGGCAGCAAAUGCAGAGAACCCUGUUCCUASUACUGCUGUUGGUGGCCCUGGCCCAGGGCGUCACACAGAGCCCCAAAGCAUGCGUGACCUUGCCGUCCCCUGGGGGCAGCACCGUCUCCUGCUUCUCGCCUGCCCGGUUCCCCGCGCACCUCCCGGCUGACACGGUCCACCUYGUGGUGGAGUUCUCCACGCUGACCCAGCUGCCGGCCAGCGCCCUGCGCGGCGCCGCGGGCCUCCGGGAGUUACACCUGGCCAGCAACCGGCUGCAGGAGCUGCCCGMCACGCUGCUGCUUCCUGUGCGGCGGCUGGAGGUGCUGGACCUCACCCACAACAACCUCACCCAGCUGCCCGCCGGCCUCUUCCGGGCCUCUGCCGCGCUCCGCGUCCUGGUGCUGAAGGCCAACCGGCUGGAGGCCCUGCAGGCCUCGUGGCUCCUCGGCCUGAAAGCCCUGGAGCACCUGGACCUGUCCUCCAACAGCCUCCAGACGCUGCCCCCAGGGCUGCUGGCCAGUCUCGGGGCCCUGCGCACCCUUGACCUGGGGGACAACCAGCUGGAGACCUUGCCACCUGACCUCCUGAGGGGCCCGCGGUGCUUGGAGCGGCUGCACCUGGAGGAGAACCGGCUGCAGGUCCUUGGAGAGCGUCUGCUGGCAAAGCAGCCGGCCCUGCGCUACCUCUUCCUCGGUGACAACAGGCUGACCAYGGUGGCUGCCGGCGCCUUCCACAACCUGAAGGAGCUGGACAUGUUGGACCUCUCCAACAACCUGUUGUCCAGCGUGCCCAGAGGGCUCUGGGAAUCCCUGGGAAUGCCCUCCAGGGACAUGGGGGACGGCUUUGACAUCUCGGGCAACCCCUGGGUCUGCGACCAAAACCUGGAUGACCUCUGUCGCUGGCUUGUGGCCAACAAGCACAGGAUGUUCUCCCAGAAUGACACGCGCUGUGCUGGGCCUGACGCCCUGAGGGGCCGGAUGCUGCUGGAGGUGUCGGGGUCCCCGUGAGGCCUGGGGCCGGGGUGGGUGGCCGAGACCCCAGGGUUCCCACUGGUGCCCGCGCCCAGGGCCCAGUUGGCAGCCUCCUGACCUGCGCCCACACCCGCCCUCCCCGGAUGCCGAUGCUCCAUUUCCCACAUCCCUUGGUCCCCAGGUUCCCACAAGCCCCUGGUUCCUCCUCGGGCGGUGUCCUGGCCACAUCUGGCYUCUCUGAGUGCUGGCCUGACCCGGCACCGCCCCAGGGACUUCAUAAACACCUGCUGGCCYGCAUCAGAUGAAUCUUGUGUUUCUGCACCCUUGAUGCCCAGGAUGGAGGAAGAGCCCAUGGCCWUGGGGAUCAGAUAGCCCCGUGGCUUCUACUCUCCCUCCCUAUCUGGGGCCCUGACUGGCCAUAAAUCCCGACAGUCGCUGGGUGUCGUCUUACAGGUGGAUUCCUGCCAGAGCCUGUGUCCCAGAUUGCUGAGGUCUCCAAUGCCUCAUGCCGGCAUGGGAUCUUUUGAGGGGACGCCUGCCCGGGGCCAGCUCAACAGGGCACUGAAGGCACUGGAGGGGCCGGUYGGAGGGGCAUGUUCUCAGGGCUCAGAGACUGGGCCCCCGCCGGUGCAGAGUUGGGCAUGUGGGGGCUGGGGUCAGAUUUGGGGGAUCCUGAAGUGUGGGGCCCAGGCUUUACAGUCCCCUUGGAAGGCUAUGUCCCCCGUGAAAAGCAGGGACCUGAAGUCUAACAGCUGGUUUCAAUCAGAUUCUUCAGUCCUAGGACACGGGGCAAGUGGUCUAGGCUUUGAGCCUCGGUCUGCUCUUUGGAAAUAUGUGGACCCCAGGGACGGGCUGCUGGCUCCCAGCUGAGUUAAAUGGCAAAUUUAAUCAGGAGCAGAGCCCCCUGGURCACACCUGUGAUCCCAGCUUCCGAGGCAGAGGCAGGAAGAUCACAAAUUUGAGGCCAGCCUC
Molecule: messenger RNA, 2027 nt
Organism: Urocitellus parryii (Arctic ground squirrel)
Lineage: Eukaryota; Metazoa; Chordata; Mammalia; Rodentia; Sciuridae
Gene: Lrg1
Product: leucine rich alpha-2-glycoprotein 1
Cellular component (GO): extracellular matrix
Molecular function (GO): protein binding
Source: RefSeq, a predicted model, not a curated record